AGUGGAUUUCACAGGGCUGACCACAGAGCUAACUGGGCUGAUUUUCAUCCUGUCACCAGAAAGUGGACUAUCUGGGUCUUCAUGAAGGAUGCUGUGAUUUUGAAACCAGGUCACCUGGAACCUGGGGCUGCCCCAGCUCUCUCAGGACUUGGCAGACAUCGGAGGUGGCAGUGAAGGAGACAGUGGUGGUCAAUGUUAUUUGAGCAGGGUCAGCAGGCCCUGGAGCUUCCUGAGUGCACGAUGCAGAAGGCUGCUUACUAUGAAAACCCAGGACUCUUUGGAGGCUAUGGCUACAGCAAAGCCACUGACACAUAUGGCUACAGUGCCCCCCAUCAGCCUUUUCCACCCCCUACUGCUGCCAACUCUCUGGACACUGAAUACCCAGGUUCUGCCUGCUCCAUCCAGAGCUCUGCACCUCUGCGAGCGCCAGCCCACAAGGCGGCUGAACUCAAUGGCAGCUGCAUGCGGCCUGGCACUGGGAACAGCCAGGGUGGGGGUAGCAGCCAGCCUCCUGGUCUGAACACAGAGCAGCAGCCACCACAGCCCCCUCCUCCACCACCAACCCUGCCACCUUCCUCGCCCACCAAUUCUGGAGGUGGAGUGCCUGCCAAGAAGGUCAAGGGUGGGCCCAAUGCUUCUGGGUCUUCAGCCACCAUCAGCAAGCAGAUCUUCCCUUGGAUGAAAGAGUCCCGACAGAACUCCAAGCAGAAGAACAGCUGUACCACCGCAGGAGAGAGCUGCGAGGACAAGAGCCCGCCGGGCCCAGCGUCCAAGCGGGUGCGCACCGCGUACACGAGUGCACAGCUGGUGGAGUUGGAGAAGGAAUUCCACUUCAACCGCUACUUGUGCCGGCCACGCCGCGUGGAGAUGGCCAACCUGCUGAACCUCACCGAGCGCCAAAUCAAGAUCUGGUUCCAGAACCGGCGCAUGAAGUACAAGAAGGACCAGAAGGCCAAGGGCAUCCUGCACUCGCCAGCGGGCCAGUCCCCGGAGCGCAGCCCGCCGCUCGGGGGCUCGGCGGGCCACGUGGCCUACUCGGGCCAGCUGCCGCCGGUGCCCGGCCUGGCCUACGACGCGCCCUCGCCUCCCGCUUUCGCGAAGUCUCAGCCCAACAUGUACGGCCUGGCCGCCUACACGGCGCCGCUCAGCAGCUGCCUCCCGCAGCAGAAGCGGUACCCGGCGCCGGAGUUCGAGCCCCACCCCAUGGCCAGCAACGGCGGCGGCUUCGCCAGCGCCAACCUGCAGGGGAGCCCCGUGUACGUGGGCGGUAACUUCGUCGACUCCAUGGCACCCGCGUCCGGGCCGGUCUUCAACCUGGGCCACCUCUCGCAUCCGUCUUCCGCCAGCGUGGACUACAGUUGCGCCGCGCAGAUUCCCGGCAACCACCACCACGGACCGUGCGACCCUCAUCCCACCUACACAGAUCUCUCGGCCCACCACUCCUCUCAGGGACGCCUGCCCGAGGCCCCCAAACUGACGCAUCUGUAGCGGCCGCCCGCGGCCCGAACUCCUGGCGCAAUUACCUCUUUGGCUUUGGUGGCGGGGGCGGCGGGCGGGGCCCGCGGGCAGCUGGUGACCCUCCCUCGCCCUGUCCUGGUCGCUGCCUCCCCGGUUUCGGGCCAACAGCGGCCCGAAGCGCAGGCGACCGGGCCUCCCCUCCAGGCGCGUCCUCCUUCGGGUGAUUCGCCAUAAAUCAACCGCAAGGAUUCUCCUCUAAGCCUGACAGUGCCAAAUACUGCGGACCCAGGGGCUCUAGUCUGGUAAGGAUGUCCCGAAGGUAAGUCUGAGAUUCGCCGGCAGCGCGCUCGGCAGAAGGACCAGAGCCUGGAGAGAGAGCUCUGGGCCUGGCCCGUGGCUAGCCGAGUUGCGGAGACCUUAAUUUAUAUGCUCCUUCCCGUCCUGUAAGGAUUGAAUCGGACUCAACAAUCUGUAUUUAUUAUUUGAAGCGAGUCAUUUCGUUUCUCUGAUUAUUUAUCCUCGUCUUAAUGUAUUUAUGUGUAUACUUGUAGAAUUCUCCAGCCAGCUUAGGAACGCGCUCCCAGGCCUCGGGGGCCACAUUUCAUCUCUUUAGUCCCUUUGGUCUGAACUAGCUGAGAGAGUAGUUUUGAACAGUUGUAACCGUGGCUGGUGUUUGUAGUUGAUGUAAAGGAUUAAGACCGCAAAUUGUCCUUCAUGGGUAGAGUCAGACGACACCCGUUACUCAUUUCUCAAACAGCCACAGCCCUCCAACUCGACACAGUUUAUUGAUUUCAAAUUGUCUGGUACUAUUUGAACAAAUAUUUAGAAUAAAGAAUUUCUCAGUUGGAAGAGUAUCUGUGUUAAUCACACUCCCUUGCAAGUAGAUCGCUGCCUUUAUUUCCCCCACAAUCUCAAUGGAAGACCCCCCAAUAGGCGGAACCUUCGAAAUACGUUUUUUCAUGUAUUUGGGAUCCAGUGCACACAUUGGUUCUGGGAUACUUGAUUACAACCCAGCUCCUGACAUGAGGGGGAAGAAUCUAAGGAUGCAAACCUAGAAAUGUUGCAGGCGGGUGAUUUGUGUAGAGCUUUGUACCGUGCCUGCUUUGCGAUUUCUACCCGUCUUUCUAGACACAAAUCCACUUUUCUUAGAUUGCAUUUACAUUGGGGAGGCCAGACCUCACUUUUCUGUGUUAAGUAAUAAAAAAGAACUUUGAAAGAAAACUGACAAUCAAAAGAAAAGAUACAUGAGAAGUCCUAAGAAGAACUGAGCUGCGAAAAGGCUAAGGUGCGGAAAGAGAAAUGAUCGUUUGGAGACCACGGCACCUCAGCCUUGUCUCUAGGAAGUGCUGUCAGGACUUUUUCCUUUAUAGCGGUUGGCGGUUCAUUUCUAAAGGAAACACGCAUUCCCCAUGAUGUAAAGUAAUAAAAGUUUCAUUAACGGAACAUAAGUAUAAACACCUUGUUUUCUCCUGUUCCUUUGUACGAAAUGGGCAAAAAAUGUCUCCGAGGAUUUAUCACCAUUUUGUAAAUAAUAGCGUGGCUUUAGCUAGGGGUGGACAACUUCCACCCACUUCUCUGGGAGGAGGCACUUGGAAAACGCCUUCGGAUAAGGUUCAAUUCUUUGUAUUUCAGCAAAGUCGGCCCACACAUCUCUAUUUGGUUUGACAAAUAAUGCAACUCCUACUACAUCCCUGGUGACACGAGGUGAAAUUCCU
Myotis daubentonii (Daubenton's bat) is the source of this 3173-nucleotide messenger RNA. RefSeq names its product homeobox D3 (gene HOXD3). The record is from RefSeq and is a predicted model, not a curated record. NCBI's taxonomy places the organism in Eukaryota, Metazoa, Chordata, Mammalia, Chiroptera, Vespertilionidae. Gene Ontology annotation, cellular component: nucleus. Gene Ontology annotation, molecular function: DNA-binding transcription factor activity, RNA polymerase II-specific; RNA polymerase II cis-regulatory region sequence-specific DNA binding. Gene Ontology annotation, biological process: embryonic skeletal system morphogenesis; anterior/posterior pattern specification; regulation of transcription by RNA polymerase II.